Molecule: messenger RNA, 1614 nt
Organism: Diaporthe citri
Lineage: Eukaryota; Fungi; Ascomycota; Sordariomycetes; Diaporthales; Diaporthaceae
Exons: 6
Coding region: 1-1614 (537 amino acids)
Biological process (GO): protein sumoylation
Molecular function (GO): SUMO ligase activity; zinc ion binding
Source: RefSeq, a predicted model, not a curated record
AUGGAUUCGAACACUUCGCUGCCUCCGCCUGACCAAUACCGUACCCUGGUAAAGCGUCUCCAGAGCAGUAACUAUCUCCUGAACAAACAACUACAGCACAUCUGUCUUGUAAACGGACUAAGGACUUCGGGAGUCAAGGCCGAGCUGCAGAGGCGCAUCCUCGACGCACUCGAAAAGGCCUACACGCAAGGCGAUCCACGGGCAUACCGCGACAUCGAGCAAAGCAUACUUCGCGAGAAAGCCGGCGGUCUCCCUGCACCACAUGAAGCCCUUCCAUCACCCCUGCCCGUUUCCAAUAACGCGCAAAGCCUGUCUCCAAACAUGAAUUACGGCGGCUACCAGAAUGGCUACCCUGGCUACGGAGGCGUCAACGGUCAGCGGUCGCAUCAGAUACCUCCACAGGGUAUGUUCAACUCAUCUGGGCCCUCUGCGCUUCGACCUGAUCGCGUGCUGAGCGUCCAAGGAUUUCAUUUUCGCUCCAGCCCUUUCUACCACGUCGUGGGCAGGAUAGGACCGGUCCAAACCUGCGAAGUCAUGCAAAACCACAGGAACUGCACCAACAUCCAGAUCAAGGCUCAAGACAACCCACUUCUCGCCAGAUGUGUCGCUGAGAAGGACAUGAGAGUGUUGGUGUUUUGCGCUGGAGGCAACACAGGCCCGCAAGAUAUCGCAUUCCCCCAUCAGUCUGAACUGAAGGUGAAUGGUGGGGAUGUCAAGGCCAAUUUGAGGGGCCUCAAGAACAAGCCAGGCUCUACAAGGCCUGUGGAUAUCACGGAUCUACUUCGUCUCAAGAUCCCCAAUUAUGCCAACAAUAUCGAGUUUACCUACGCGUUGACGCAGAAGGCAGGUGACAAGGCCUCUCAGAGUAACGGUCAAAGAUUCUAUCUUGUGGUCAAUGUCUGCAAGACGACCCCUGUCGAAAGCCUCGUACAGACCAUCUCUAGGAAAAGGAUCUCAAAGGCCUCCGUCUUGCACGAACUUACGAGGAAAGCACAUGACGCCGAGAUUGAGAUGUCUUCCCAGGUCCUUUCCCUGAAGUGUCCUCUUUCGUACAUGAGACUGGUCACGCCCUGCCGCGCGACCACAUGCACCCAUGUACAGUGUUUUGAUGCAACCUCGUACCUUCAGCUGCAGCAGCAAGGCCCGCAAUGGCUGUGUCCCGUUUGCAGCAAGAGUGCACCUUACGACAGGCUUGCAAUUGAUGAGUAUGUGAGGGACAUCUUGGACAGGACUUCUCGAAGCGUGGAACAAGUCGACAUCGAGCCCAAUGGACAGUGGAAGGCCCAUGGCAGCGUUGAGGAGGAAGCAGAGCCGGAGCCAGAACACGAAGCUCUUGCCAUCGAUGACGACGACUUGGUCAUUUCGGAGAUCAGUUACGUCGGCAACCGCGGGACAAAUACACCAAACACACUGGCCCCCACCACGAGCACUCCAACUCCAGUCACUGCGGCCUCUCGAGAAGGCUCUUUUAUGCCGAGAUCGGGAGGCAACAAACGUUCUCAUGCGGAAGUCAUCGAUUUGACGCUGUCAGAGGAUGAAGAACCUCCGGAGCCGCCACGGAAGAAGGUACAGCCGUAUGGUGCCGGGUCUGCCUAUUCGUCGUAUCUAGGCUAG